This is a messenger RNA of Danio rerio (zebrafish), 1264 nucleotides long. It is a transcript of the gene nudt1, whose product is annotated as nudix (nucleoside diphosphate linked moiety X)-type motif 1. The record is from RefSeq and is marked provisional. Gene Ontology annotation, biological process: DNA protection. Lineage: Eukaryota; Metazoa; Chordata; Actinopteri; Cypriniformes; Danionidae. Gene Ontology annotation, cellular component: cytosol; cytoplasm; mitochondrial matrix. Gene Ontology annotation, molecular function: 8-oxo-7,8-dihydroguanosine triphosphate pyrophosphatase activity; 8-oxo-7,8-dihydrodeoxyguanosine triphosphate pyrophosphatase activity; metal ion binding.
GUGAAUCUGAAUCCUCCACGUGACACUGAACAACACGCGGGAACAAGCGAGAGAUUCAUCAGUAUACUUCGACUCAAAUUCAUAACAUACACAAACAUUCAUUCUGUUUUUGUACAAGUUAUUACGUUCUGUCUCCAUAGGCUUCUUUGGACAAAGAUUAUGUUCACGUCUAAGCUGCUGACCCUGGUGCUGGUGGUCCAGCCCGGCCGGGUGUUGCUGGGCAUGAAGAAAAGAGGCUUUGGAGCUGGAAAAUGGAACGGCUUUGGAGGAAAAGUCCAGACUGGAGAGACCAUAGAGCAAGCGGCCAGACGGGAGCUGCUGGAGGAAAGUGGCCUCACUGUCGACACCCUCCACAAGAUUGGAAACAUCAAAUUUGAGUUUAUUGGGGAAACCGAACUAAUGGAUGUUCACAUUUUUAGAGCUGACAACUAUGAAGGAGAGCCAGCCGAAUCAGACGAGAUGAGGCCGCAGUGGUUCGACAUUGAUAAAAUCCCUUUCAGCCAGAUGUGGGCCGAUGACAUCUUGUGGUUUCCUCUGAUGCUUCAGAAAAAGAGGUUUUUGGGGUAUUUUAAGUUCCAGGGUCAUGAUGUAAUAGUGGAGCAUAAACUGGACGAGGUGGAGGACCUUUGAGUGGGGUUUUAAAGAGACAGUUCACUUAAAAAUGAACAUUGUUUCAUCAUUUACUCAAUAUCAAGUAAGUCCAAAUAAAGUUAUUUUUAUUCUGUAGAAUUAAAAAAAAAAGAUAUUCAGAACAAUGUUGGAGACCGGUAACCAUUGACCUCCAUGGUAAGGAGAAAAAUACUAUAGAAGUCAGCAUUCUUCAAAAUAUCUUCUUUUGUAGUCAACAGAAGAAAGUUCAAUGGAAUACGUGUAGGGAGAGUAAAUUAUGACAAAAUGCUAAUUUUUUGGAUGAACAUUUGCUUUAAUACCGUUUUUGAUGGAUGUUACCACUGUAUCAGUGGAAAUUAUCCAGCAAGAUCUGAUGUUCACACUACUGAGUAUGUUUCAUGGAUAUGGCCAAAUAUGUAAUAUGGCCAAUAUUUGCCUGAUAUCCAGUGCUGUAUUUUGUAUUAGCACAUUCUUUUGAUGUGAGAAGUUUCCAUUGAAAUCCACACAUUCAAGAAUCUGUAUUCUGAUACGGUUUGGUUUUACUUAAUUCUUUGUCUUUUCUACAAUUAGUAGUGUACUAAAUAACAAAAAAAGAAAUUGCAUCGUCAACUACAUGUCAUUUACUAAAUAAAACAUCAGAAAAUCCAGACAAAAA